AGUUCAUACACGGAUGUUUAUAACUACACUUGACUGGAUGUCAAAAGUCUAAGGGGCGGAUCACAAGGGGACGUUUCAACAAUGCCGCCUCAUCAUUCUCUGUUCCUCAACCCGCCCAAGUUGGUGGGAAACAUGGCACUGUGUCCUCUAAGAACAAAUUUUAAAGGACCUGCUCCACAAGACACUAGUGAUUUUGAUAUAGUGGACGAGGGAAUAUACUACUUUAAAUCCAAUAUUUUCUUCAAGAACUACGAAAUAAAGAGCGAAGCGGAUCGUACUCUGAUCUACAUAACAUUAUUCAUAUCCGAAUGUAUUAAGAAAUUACAAAAGUGUACAUCGCAGAAACAGGGCCAUAAAGAGAUGCAUACCCUAGGAUUGAAGAAGUAUCCUAUUCCAGGAGAACCUGGUUUCCCGCUUAAUGCAUUAUAUGCUAAACCAUCUCGCGGCGAAGAAGAUACUAUGAGGACGUACCUCCAGCAGAUCCGACAAGAGACAGCACUUCGUAUGUGUGAACAAGUGAUCGAUUCUGAAACAGACAAACCAAGCAAGUGGUGGACGUGUUUUGUGAAAAGAAAAUUCUUGGAAAUGAGUCUUUCGCCUGCAGGACAAUAAGGAACAAAUACAAAUGGACAUCAUAUUUUAUCAUGUAGUGGGCCCAUUGUUACCUUGUUUACAAAUAUAUUCAUACCCAUUAAAUCAAGGACUCUCACUUUACCAGUAAUGUAGCAUACCCCCUGAAAUCUCGUUAAAAACAUGACUUGAAAAUAAGACGGAUUUGCAAAUAAGCCGUCUUUGAUAAUAGGCCGUCUUUAAAAGAUGCGUUAGAUUUAAGGUACGAGCAAAAUGUUGCCAGUAUGCAAAAACAAGUUUUCAGGUAACAGUCAAAUAGCCUAGUUUUGUUAUACAUGUUGUAACAAUUCGAUAAAAGAAAAGAAUAUGUUCAUUUAUAAACCUGUAUAUCAUUCAUUUUCUGUGCAAAAAAGGAAGGACAUCAAAACAAUCCUUCGAUUGCUACCGGUGUAAAAGACUUCGAAAAUAAGAGUCUUGAAAAUAAGCCGGCUUCUAAAAAUGGCUGGGGUUCCAUACUAAAAUAGGAAACAAACCGCGCCUAAGAAUUGAGAUUUUAGGGUAUCUCUAUUUAUACGCUGUGAAUAUGUAACUUCUUUGGAUAAAUCUGCUCUAGGCGAACAAAAAUGUCUCCAGUAUUGGUUAAUGAAGUGAUUCGCAUUGUUGUUGCUAUAUGGAUAUUCUGUUGUGUGUAGUAUGCAUUAUAAUCAUUGUGGGUUUUCCCUACAUCACCAACCUGUUACUACUAGAAUUCGAUAUAAUUUACUAUCUCACGUUCUUGGUACCCCAUGUUAAAUAAUGGGAACAUUGUUGUAUUGGUAUUAGAUGCUUAAUAACUCACUUGUACGUCAUACUGUGUUUUGUUCACAGAUCACGUGUAUUUUCAUUUUGAAAUAAAAAGGUUUUUUUUUUGUCUUUUCUGGUUCCAGUACGUUUGUAUGUUAUUGCGAUCCUGCUUGAAAAUUGAUAUUUGUUGAGAUAUCUCACAUGUUAAUUCCUAACAUUGACGUGAAUUGUGUUCUAAAAUAAUGUUUCUGUCAAGGAAACCUCUGAAUAGACACUUGUCAAAUGUUUUAAAUACGAACUUUCAUAUUUUGAAUAAAUUUAAUAAAU
Messenger RNA from Mizuhopecten yessoensis (Yesso scallop), 1680 nucleotides. RefSeq names its product actin-related protein 2/3 complex subunit 3-like. Gene Ontology annotation, cellular component: Arp2/3 protein complex; cytoskeleton. The transcript is spliced from 7 exons. Bases 82 to 612 code for a protein of 176 amino acids. Gene Ontology annotation, molecular function: actin filament binding. The record is from RefSeq and is a predicted model, not a curated record. Lineage: Eukaryota; Metazoa; Mollusca; Bivalvia; Pectinida; Pectinidae. Gene Ontology annotation, biological process: regulation of actin filament polymerization; Arp2/3 complex-mediated actin nucleation.